AUGCUCCACCCUAAAGACCUAACUAUUGAUUUACAAAGCUCUACUAAAACCAAUCUAGACGUAUGGACUCCAACUGUGGGGGGCGGCAAAAAAAAUUUUAUAUUAAUAUAAUUAAUAAAAAAAAAUAAUUAUUAUCAAUAGCCAAGAUCCAUUUAUGGGUGGCUACUUAAUUCACACCUUUCAUAUUAUAUUCUACUCUUAUCAUAUAAACUUAUUGUGCUAGAUUGUAUAGAUUGUUUGAAUUAACACCUUGUGACGUACCGUUCGGCCGCCUUGUUAUUUUAGUCGCGCGAGCGCCAAGUUGACGGCUGCCAAGAGCAAGGUCACCAACCUGGAGCCGAGAUCCGAAAACCGAAGCUCCAGGAUUUUCGUUUGUUUACCGGAAACAUCGAACACCCGGUUUCGGUAGUUGAUAGGAGAAAAGGUACUUAAUAACUAUAAUAAGGAAACACGGAGUUUUGGGGGAAAUUAAUCAUGAUUUUAAUAAUAGUUAUUAAAUGAUUAAGUUAAGUUGUGCGACAGAAAAGCCAGAGGCAUAAAAACUAUCGCUCAAAUAAAUAAAACGAAUGAAAAAUUAUACAUGUGCAAUCACAAUUCAAAUAAAUAGUAAAUAUGACGAUAUUUUCAUCAUCUUAACAGGGAUAUUAGUAUAACCAAGUUACUAACUUGAACACUAACCUUAUACGGGAUCAACCUUUCACAAUAUAAUUAGCACUCAUAUCGAGGCAUAAUGGGACGUGUGCAAGCAUGACAGUGAUUUACUUAAAUAUUAAUUAGGAUGGGUUCGCACGUCCGCAUGUGUGGAGAUCGGUAUAUCGAGUCCGGACGUCGUCACGUGGAACAUCGUGAAUAAUAAAUGUAUUUUUUUUUUCUAUAGAGGCACCGAACAGGGACGUGUGUUCGCCACGCACACAAAUUAAAACCGGGACGGACAGCCAAAAGGCUAUGGUUCCAUGUUUGUUUGUCCGUGAUUAAAGUAGCCCAACGGGUCGACCUGCGGGGUCGCGUCCACAAGUCGGAUAGCGAAUGGGAUCAUCGAUCCACGAUUGUAUGAUUAUUUCGUAUACACACGCGCGGUCGUGGAUAUGAAAUCCUAAUAGGAAAAAUGAAAAUAAAACAAAAAAUACGGAUUUGGGGGGGUGGUUUGCCUAUUGCACACAGGGUGUGAAAUCGGACGAUUACUGCACAGAGACGAAAGCGUCACGCAGAAACAAUGGUUGAUCCCCGUAAUUAUAAAAUAAUAUUAAUACUAACGGAAUUAAAACAAUAUUUACAUGUAAAUAAGACGACUAUGAGCCGAGAGCCCCGCGUAUAAAGUGAACAUUUUCCAUUUGAGACAUACACACGGUAUUGCAAAUAAACGUCACGUGGGUAGGGCACCCGAGUUAGAAUAUUUAAUAUAAGUAUAAAUGCAAAAUAAAAACUCGACAGCUAAAUGAAGUGGACGGGGUGUCGGCCAACUAUGAAAUUAAAUGUACGUUACCAAGUGUCGGUAGUCCCGAGGACAUCCGCCAUUGCGGACCGCAGUGGUGUUCGCUCGUGCGUGGUAUUGUUGAACGACAUCGCAGUGGAACGAGAAAAGUCGCCAAGGCGGCACAGCCUCACUUGCUGGGCGAAAAGUACGGAAUGAAAACCCGAGACUCGCCGGACGACGAGCGUCGUCAGCGACAGUGAGUCGACGAGAAAAGAUUGAAAUGAUUGGCCGACACCCGCGGUUAUGUUUACAAUAUUUUUGGACGGCGGACACCGGUUGCGAGCGGACGAACGCGCCGGUAUGGUUGUUGCAAGGUCUUUGGAGAAAUAACGUAUCCGUCGCCCACCACCAUAAUCGAUUAAAACCGGCGUACUAUUAUGAGCGCGGGCACAUUAAUUGCGACGUAAUGAUAAAACAAGAAAGGGUCGUUAUUGGACGUUACAAUCUGUAAAGCGUGAUUUUUCCAAGAGGUGAAUUCGACUGGGGUGAUAUUUCAGGGAGGUCAUUUUUCGAUUUUCUCGUAAAGUUUUAAACGCCGAAAAAAACGUAGGAAAAUCGCAAAAAUUUAAGUAAUGCGUAGGUAUUAGUUAAAAUAUAUUACGGCCUUCGUUUUUCCUGUGAACAACUUUUUUACCAGCAAUUUUGCUCCGAUUUUUAAGUGUAGCGCCUUAUCUGAAAGAAAAUCUAUGCGGGGAGGUCACUUUUUCGAUUUUCCCUAGUUUUCCCAGCAAAUGUGAAAAACCGAGAAAAAACAUGAGAAAACCGGGAAAAUCGGUACAACAUUAAUCAAAUAUUACAAAGAAAUUAUAAAAAGCCUAUUUAAUUAUUUUAUGACACAUAUGUUAUUGACAAAGCAAGCAUCACUAUCAACUGAACUGCGAUCAGAAUCGUUUUUUCGUUCGAAUUGGUUUAUCGUUGCUUACAGAGUUACAAAUACUUAUACGUUAAAUUAAUUAUAACAGUGACUGCGCCCGUCACCAUUGUCCUAAGACGUCUUUUUAAUAUUUACUUUUAUACCAAAGGUAAUAAAUACAAAGGUGACAUUUGUAAUAAAUUACAAUUUGUAUUAACUCUUAAAAAAUAAAAAUUGUAUUAACUAUAUCUGAUGAUUUAAUUUAUCUACUUAGUACAAACAUGAAAAAUGAAAACAAUAAUGCACGAGUGGUCAAGUAGGUUGGGCUCCUAAAGAAAAAUUUUGGUUGGGCGUUUCGAUGACCAAGCCAAUACUGGUAGAUACCUAUAUACAGUGGCGUUUUGGAGGGUAUACACAGGUAUACGACGUAUACCCGUGAAACAUCUUGGUGAUUUAGCGUAUACUUUAUAAAAGUAACACCAAUACGCUCGUAUACUUACUUCAUAAAUAGAAAAAAAAAAACAUUAUCAACAAUGAAGAGAAUUAUAAACAUGAAGAGUAAAUCCAUAGGGCAUACGUUUAUUUUUAGAAAAUUUGUUAUUGGAAGGUUAAUAUUAUUUAAUAAUAACAUUGAUAAUUGGUUAUUAUUUAUAACUAUCGAUUAUCGUUUAGCUAUAUUCAUUAGGUAUCAAAUUAUAAUAUCUACAAGCGGCCUUUGAACGUUUCUAUACAAGAAUAUUCUAGAUAGUGUUGCGAUUGUUAUUCCGAGUGCUGACUUCCUGCGGUAUUGCUCGUCUUUCUUUAUUAUGUAUUUUACAUUUUGUUUCUUAUAAUUUUUUUUUUUUUUAUGUGGCUUGUGAAGUGAAGUGUUAAGUGUUGACAAUAUAGAUUCUUCACACACACACACAAAAAAAAAAAAAACACUUUAUUUUCUUAUUUUUCUACAAAUACAAAUAAAAAAACCGGUUUAGAAAAUGUUGAGAUAAGUAACUAUAAAAACUAAUAAGUUAAUACAUUUUAAAUUGUCUUUAUUUUAAUAAUUCGUUUACUUGUGCGCUAUUUAGGUGGCGUCUAAAAAAGUAGAAUCUCAAUUAUUGUCAUCUAUCUCAUAAAUAAGAGUAUAAGGUAUAUUGUUUUCUUUUUCUAUUAUUUGUUAUUAUUUUGUUUAUAAUAUAACAACAUAAUGACAUAUUCAUAAAAUUAUUUAUUUAAAAUUGUUACCAUAUUGUAACUAAAUUGUUACUAUAUUGUUAUAUUUGUUUACUUCAUAUAAAUGUUUUUCACAUUUAUAUAAAAAUUAUAUUCUUUUUCGAUUGUUAUGCAUUUUUUUUGAAAAAUGCACUUUAAAUUUUGUUUUUUACAAUAUAGGUACCUAUUGCUCUAUAACAGAAUUUAAAAACUCCUAGUACUAUACAAUGCUUAGGUAGUUCAUAUAGGUACAUAUAAUUGCAUAUUUGAGACUUAAUAAAAUUAAAAUUACAUUUUUAGUUAUUUUUCUCAUACUUAAUGAGCAAAAAGUAAUUUAAAAAUAAUUAUUNGUUUUAAUUUUAAAAAUGCAUGCAGUAAAGGGUUAAAACCGUUCGGUAGAAUUUAAGUUAAUAAGUUAAUAGAAAACAAUUCACGUUUCAAUUAUUAUUUAUUUGAGUCAAAGUAGUACCUACUGUACUAAUCUAAUUUGUAUAUUAUACUACAUAUAAAAAUUAGAAACCACAAUUUUAAUAUUUUGUUUUUCGUGAUUAUUAAUUAUGGUAAUUUAUUAAAAGUUACAACCAUCGUCAAGUAAUUUGAAUUAAUUUAUUUUUAAUAAAUAUAUUAAUUAAUUUUUAAUUAAAAAUUGUAUUGGUACCAAAUAUCUCUUAUUCAAGAUACUGGAAAUUCUGAAUGGUACCUAAUCUAAUUAUAUACUUAAAUGGUUUUAUUUGUUGUAGGUAAAUGAAAAUCUGUUUUCCGAGCCAUCUUCUUCAUCUAUUCAAUUAGACAAUGUUGAGGCUUCUGAAGCUGACUGUCAGGAUUCACUGUGGCGCCGUCUGAGUGGACAUCAAUGCAAUGGGCAGAAAAAAAAAAAAUUUAAAGGACUUUACUGUGCUGAUGGAAAAAUUAGAUGUGAUAUAUGCAGAAAAGUGAGUAAAUUAAAAACCCCUCAGAAGAUUGAAAUAUCUCAAAAAUGGGCAACAUGUGAAAUUGAUGGAGGUACAAAUACUAACAAGAAAACUUGCCUCACUAUUUUAAGAAAUAAACUUAAAAAACAUUUUGAAUCCAAAUCUUUUGUUCAAAUAUUAGACAAUAAAGAUAAGAAUAUGUUGUCCAAGCUUAUGGAAGAAAAGGAUUACCAGAUAAACAAAACUACACAUUCUAUUUUCCGUACUGCUUAUUAUAUAGCAAAAUAUAAUCGUCCAUUUGAUGAUCAUUUAAAACUAGUGCAAUUACAGAAACUAAAUGGUAUAAAAUUAGGGUUUACCCUCCAUUCUAGACACUCAUCUAUCAAUAUUCUUCAACAUAUUUCUAAAGAAAUGAAACACAAAAUUAUUAAAAAUAUUAUUGACAAAUGCAAAAUGUUCCAUACUAAUUGACGAAUCAACUACACUCAGUGAUUUAUGUAGUGAUUCAUAGUUAUUUAUUUAAAAGUAUCAAUGUCGAUUAAUGAACCUCUCUUUAUUUUUUUAGACUUGGUUGAAUUGA
Messenger RNA from Cinara cedri, 5006 nucleotides. Lineage: Eukaryota; Metazoa; Arthropoda; Insecta; Hemiptera; Aphididae. The record is from the annotation of a GenBank genome assembly.